This is a messenger RNA of Xyrauchen texanus (razorback sucker), 1895 nucleotides long. RefSeq names its product transcription factor AP-2-delta. Gene Ontology annotation, cellular component: nucleus. Gene Ontology annotation, biological process: regulation of cell population proliferation; regulation of transcription by RNA polymerase II; anatomical structure development. The transcript is spliced from 8 exons. Gene Ontology annotation, molecular function: RNA polymerase II transcription regulatory region sequence-specific DNA binding; DNA-binding transcription factor activity, RNA polymerase II-specific. Lineage: Eukaryota; Metazoa; Chordata; Actinopteri; Cypriniformes; Catostomidae. The record is from RefSeq and is a predicted model, not a curated record. The coding region runs from base 60 to 1415 and encodes 451 amino acids.
GGGAUUUUUGCUUUCAUUCGUUCGACAGCGCGAGGAAAUAGGGUUAUUGGAUCGCGAGAAUGUCAGCAACAUUUCCGGGACUGGUGCACGAUGCGGAGAUACGUCACGACGGAUCAAACAGCUACCGUUUGAUGCAACUCGGAUGCUUGGAAUCUGUGGCCAACUCGUCUGUCGCUUACUCUUCAUCGUCUCCGCUUACAUAUCCAGCUACCGGAACCGAGUUUGCCUCCCCGUAUUUUCCCACGAACCACCAGUACACGCCAUUACACCACCAGUCCUUCCACUACGAGUUCCAGCACAGCCACCCGGCCGUGAACCCGGACGCGUACUCGUUAAACUCUCUCCAUCACUCACAGCAGUAUUACCAGCAGCUCCAUCACGGAGAACCGGCAGACUUCAUCAACCUUCACAGCGCACGGGCGCUCAAGUCUUCUUGUCUGGACGAACAGCGGCGGGAACUGGGCUGCCUGGACGCGUACCGUAGGCAUGAUCUGUCAAUCAUGAGCCACGGCUCUCAGUACGGCAUGCAUCCCGAGCAAAGACUGCUGCCCGGGGCGGGUCUGGGGCUGCCGCCACCGGGAGCCGAUGACCUACAGGGAUCUGUAGAUGCUCAAUGCGGGCUCGUUUUAAAUGGCCAAGGUGGAGUUAUCCGGAGAGGUGGCACAUGUGUAGUGAAUCCUACAGACCUGUUCUGCUCUGUACCAGGAAGACUUUCUCUACUCAGUUCUACCUCAAAGUACAAAGUCACAAUCGCUGAAGUCAAACGUCGCCUUUCUCCUCCAGAAUGUCUCAAUGCCUCACUACUGGGUGGGAUAUUAAGAAGGGCCAAGUCAAAGAAUGGCGGUCGCUGCCUCAGGGAGAAACUGGACAGGUUGGGACUCAAUCUCCCAGCAGGCAGAAGGAAAGCGGCAAACGUCACGUUGUUGACCUCUUUAGUGGAAGGUGAAGCAUUACACCUGGCUCGGGACUUUGGUUACACCUGUGAGACGGAGUUUCCAACCAAAGCGGUCGGGGAGCACCUCGCUCGCCAGCACACGGAACCAAAGGAACAGAACACACGCAAGAAAAUGGUGCUGGCCACCAAGCAGAUCUGUAAGGAAUUUCAGGAUUUGUUAAGUCAGGAUCGAUCUCCGCUCGGUUCCUCUAGACCAACACCUAUUCUGGACUUGGAUAUUCAGAGACAUCUUACACACUUCAGUCUGAUCACACAUGGAUUCGGCACACCAGCGAUUUGCGCGGCGCUCAGCACCUUUCAAACGAUUCUCAGUGAAAUGCUUAAUUACCUGGAGAAACAUUCAGCCAAUAAGAGCACAGGAACACCUGACACCAGCCAGAUGAACUCCAACUCUGACAAAACACUCCGCAAAUCCACAGAGGCACCAAUGAAAGAUGGUAAAAUUGAGAAAAUAGAAUGACUCUGACUCUCCUCCUGAGGCAGGAAUGGCCACUUUCCCACUUCCUGAUCGAAGCACUGAUGCCUUGUUCAGGGCGUGGCUUCGAGCGGCGUGGUUUAAGGGUUUUUAUUCCAUAUUUGUUUAUUUAUAAAACUGGCAUAACUUCCUAUGACCUCAGCUUUCCCCAUACGGAAGUCUGUUGGUAUGUAAAAAAACAGUCACAUCAUUCUCACUGCCCGAAACUUGGCAAAACGCAAGUAAUCUUCAUUCUUUUAUAAGUUAUUGAAAAGGUUAUUUUGCUUAAGGUUUUUCUGUAUGUAAUUAGUUUAAAUAAUGAUUUUAAAACUGAUAAUAUCUUUUAUUAAAAGAUUCACAUUCCAUUUCUGGCAAGGCCUAAUUUUGGGUCUGUUUGGAACUGUAAAUUAUUACAGGCAACUUUCCCAGUUGCCGUUAGUUACUGUAUAUUGCGCAUGUUGAACUUUGUACACUAAAACUGACAUU